CCCCGCUUCGCUUUCGCCAUCCCGUGCUCCCGUCCCAUCCGUGAUCAUCCUCUUCCCGGUCCCGUCUCUGUCUCGCUCUGUCUUUCCCCUGCAAAUCGGCGCGCCUGUGUCUCGUCUCGCCCCACGCGAGCCGCAGCCAUGGAGGAAGGCCGGGGUGACAGCAAGGACGAGGCGGCCAGGCGCCUCGAGUGGACUACCAUGAACCUGGAGACCGGCGGCGAGAAGGGAGAUGGCAUUGGCAAUGGCAACGGCCGGAAGGAGCCGAUGAGCAUCGUCCGGCUCUUCUUGGCCUGCGUGGUCUCCGGCGGCAUCCAGUACGGCUGGGCGCUGCAGCUCUCCCUCCUCUCGCCGUACUCUCAGACUCUUGGGAUCUCUCACAGCUACGUUUCUCUGACAUGGAUCUGCGGGCCUAUCGCUGGAUUUGUGGUGCAACCCAUCGUCGGUUACUACAGCGACCGGUGUACCAUGAAGUUGGGGCGGAGGCGGCCCUUCAUCCUUGCUGGAUGCGUCAUCAUCUGCCUCUCUGUGAUGAUGAUCGGCUUCUCGGCGGACAUCGGGCGGCACCUCGGCGACACCAAGGAGCACUGCAGCACGUUCACCGGCUCCCGCUGGUCUGCCGCCGCCGUGUACAUUGUUGGCUUCUGGUUCCUCGACUUCGCCAACAAUACCGUCCAGGGACCGGCUCGCGCGAUGAUGGCCGACCUCUCUGCUGGACAUCACGGGCCUAACGUCGGCCAGGCGAUCUUCUCCCUGUGGAUGGCUCUCGGCAGCGUCCUCGGCUACUUGGCCGGAGCCAACGCAAAAUGGCACGUGUGGUUCCCUUGGCUCAAGACCGCGGCGUGCUGCGACGCUUGCGCGAAUCUUAAGGGCGCCUUCUUGACCGCUGUGAUCCUCAUUGCCAUCAGCAUGUCAAUCACCCUGUACCUCGCCGACGAGGAGCAGCUCGACAAGGGCGCCGUCGACACCUCCGGCGGUGGGUGCUGCGCCGUGUUCGCCGACCUCUUCAAGAGCCUGAGGAACCUGCCUCCCGCCAUGUUCAAAGUGCUCGCCGUCACGGCCGUCACCUGGCUCUCCUGGUUCCCGUUCAUCCAGUACAACACCGACUGGAUGGGCCGGGAGAUCUACCACGGCUUGCCGCAGGGCACGGGCGGCAAGGCUGACACUUUCAACGCCGGCGUCCGCGAGGGCGCCGUCGGCCUCCUCUUCUGCUCCAUCGCGCUCGGCGUCACCUCCUUCCUGAUCCCCAAGCUGUGCCGGAAGCUCACGACCAGGGUCGUCUGGUCCAUCAGCAACCUGCUGGUGUUCGUCUUCAUGACGAUGAUGGUCGUCGUCGGUAUGGUCUCCAUGAAGGGAUACAGGGCCUCCCUCGCUGCCGGCCUCACCGGACCCGACCCAACCCUCAAAGGCAUCGCGCUUGCCAUCUUCGCGCUCAUCGGCAUCCCGCAGGCCGUGUUGUUCAGUGUUCCUUGGGCUGUCGCAUCCGAGGUUGCCACCGAGGAGGGUGGAGGACAGGGUCUCGCCAUUGGCGUCCUCAACAUUGCCAUCGUCGUUCCACAGCUGGUGAUCGCGCUCACAGCCGGCCCCAUCGACGGUGCCUUCAACAAGGGCAACACCCCGGCCCUCGGCAUCGGCGCCGCCUUCGCCCUGAUCUGCGCGGUCCUGGCGCUCGUCCUGCUUCCAAAGACUAGAGGCAUGUCCAACGCCGCCAUCAUGUCCGGCGGGCACUGAUCUCUCCCCAAGACGGCACCUCGCAGCGCAAUCGGAUCACAGACGAGAGGCAGCAAUUGGAUCACAGAUCUUAUUAGGAGGGAAAACAAACUGAUUUCUUAAGCAGGAAGGCAGGGUUGGUUAUUGUGAGAUACCGGAGUCUUGUCUAGUCUGUUCGUAUGUGAGGUCGUAUCAGCGCCUCAUUUUCGGCGUUUAGUUCUUUAUGUUUCGAGAUUACAGCAAUAGAGGCCGAGAGAGAUCUUUCCUGGUUGCAAUAUUUAGCACGCCAGGAAAUGAAAUCUCAUCUCAAAUAUUUGAGUUGAACAAUGAUUCUCUCUGCUGUAAUGGUUAGAAGCUCAUCAAUGA
Phragmites australis (common reed) is the source of this 2073-nucleotide messenger RNA. Its product is annotated as sucrose transport protein SUT5-like. The transcript is spliced from 12 exons. Gene Ontology annotation, molecular function: sucrose:proton symporter activity. Gene Ontology annotation, cellular component: membrane. Lineage: Eukaryota; Viridiplantae; Streptophyta; Magnoliopsida; Poales; Poaceae. Gene Ontology annotation, biological process: transmembrane transport. Bases 139 to 1728 code for a protein of 529 amino acids. The record is from RefSeq and is a predicted model, not a curated record.